UGUUUAUUUACUCAGUAAGGACGUUUUGGCAUCUUAUUUUGAAAUUCCACUCGCUCAGCCAAUCAGAAUUCAGAUUUUAUGUAACCGGAAGCGCUGUCAGGACAACAAGCACACUCCACACCCAGACGGCGGCACCAAGCGCAUGAAUUUGUAGCUGUGUGAAAACUUCUCCACUCGUGGAAAGAAGAGUUUGUGGAUAUUUUCUGCUUGGAAGAAGAAGAAACUCCUCGUCAGUCAUGCUCGCAACUUUGAAAAAAGUUGUGUUCUCCACUGGACUGCAGAAUCCCAAAUUCACAGAAGAGGAGAAAAAGGGGGAAGACUAUGAGGUGCGCACCUACCACGCCACUAAGUGGAUGAGCACCUCUGUCAGUGGGAUGCAGUGGGAUCCGUCCAUCAAAACCGGUUUCCAGAGGCUCUUCAAGUACAUUCAAGGCAACAAUAAAAACAAGGUCAAAGUGGAGAUGACGGCCCCCGUGACGUGCCGUGUGGAUCCUGGAGCUGGACCUGCAUGUGAAUCCAAGUUCACCGUGUCCUUCUACAUCCCAGAGGAGCAUCAGGAGAGUCCACCAGAGCCGAGCGACCCCGAGGUGUUUGUGGAGCACAGGAAGGAGCUAACAGUAUACGUCAGGACGUACGGCGGUUUCUCCAAUGAGAAGAUGAAGCAGGAAGAGCUCCUGAAACUGAUGGAAAGCCUGAAGAGGGACGGCGUCCAGUACGUGGAGGCUCCGUACUACACCGCCGGAUACGACAGCCCCUUCAAACUGACCAACCGCAGGAACGAAGUGUGGGUCCUCAAGAAGGCAGAGGAGCAGUAGACGAAGCCCAUAUCCUGAUAUUACCAGCUGCACCUAAAAAUACUCACAUUUAGAAAUCUGAUCACAUUUUGACAGAAUUUAUGUAAAAAAAAAAAAAAUCAGUUUUGCUACUUUCACUUAAAGUUACUGAAUGACUCACUGUGAAUGUGGAUGAAGUGAUUAGAAGAGCUUUAUCAUUUAAAGAGCCCAUAUUGUGGAUUUUGUUUUUCCCUUUAGUGUGUUAUGAUAUUUUGUGCUUUUAAAAUGUCUGCAAACUUUUAAAAUCCACAAUCCACGCCCCAAAGGAGGUGUCAUCUCCCACAGACAAUGUUGCUCCUCAUCUGCUCAAAACACCUCAUUUGUAGCUCAGGCUUUUCCUACGCUACGUGUCUAUGUCAUCAUGUAACACAUUAGCAUAAUUCCAGCAUGGUGGCUACUGUAACACGCUCUCCAACAAAGAUACUGUCUGUACUAACAGAUACAGGGUUACGGUACUGGUAUGUAAGCUACAUUUGCUGGGUUUUGUUGGGCCAGACGACCAAUCAGAGCAGGGUGGACUUUUCAUGAACAGGGCUUUAAAGACAUGGCCGCUAAAAUGGGGCAUUUCAGAUGUUUGAUAAGAAGAAAAGCAGCAAUGUAGAAUAUUCGAAGAAUGUAUAAUGGGUUUAGUCUGUGUAGAUUUUCUAGUAGACCCCCAAAAUAAAAUUCUAAACCUGCAAAUGUGCACAAUAUGGGCUCUUUAACAGGUAAAGUGGCUGCAGUGAGGUGACAUUUCCAGCAGGUGGAGCUAUUUAGUCAGAAAGUGUUCACCUCAUUUGGUGUGAAGAGAAGAACCACCAGUGCCUCUUGAUAUUUUUUUUUAAAGGAAUUACUUGUUGAAAAUGCACUAAUUUUAAGCUUUUGUUUGCACACAUUACCAAUUGCCAUUUAUCAUGUGACUCUUAAAGGUCAUUUAAAUAUUGUGGUAGCUAAUUGUUUACACAUCUUAAUAAGACUUAAAGGGAAGGUUUACAGUUUCUCCCUCAAGUCAGUCCUGAAGCUGACUUCUGUAAUGUGCAUUUAAACUAAAGUUGAUCACGUUCAAGUCUGAGUGUUUCUGCUAAAAUACUCCCUCAUCGUGUCUGAUUAGGAGUGUGGAAGCCUCGUAUUUGCUUUCUCUGAACUUUGGAAUAGAUGUUUGCACAGAUCGGGGCUGCGCUCUGUGUAAAUGUUUGUCUCCCUGCUUCUUGCUUUUAUUUGAAUCAAUUAAAAAAGGGAUUCUUUCAAAUCCAGAAGCAUCAGUCACUGCAACUUUUAGCAUACAUACAGGCCUAUGAGCAUACUUUAAAAAAUAAUGUGAACCCAUGUUUUGCUUGUUUCUCGUCAGUCAGGGUUGGUGCUGGGAAGGUGACUCGGUAAUCUCACAAACGUCGGCAAAGCUCCGAUUUCAGACCUCGAUUACUGCCACUCAGUCAGUCUGGACCAGCCCGAUCACUGAAAUCUCAUGUGUCAGUUUUGUUUUUGUAAUAAUAAAUGUGUAUGGAUCAGAUUAGCAAACAUUUGUAGUGUCUGACAGGAGUGACGGCUAAAUGCUAACAUAGAAAACAUCUGUUUUUACAUGUUUAAUCAGGUUGUGUGUUUUGGGGCAUUAAACCUAAUACUUCAUAAGGGAAUAAUGGCAUAAGCACUGCACAUAUAUGGGAAAUCUCUAAAUGAUGUGAGAAUGUAAAAUGUACGAUCGCAUCAAUAAUAAAUGGAACUCCUCAUCAAAUGA
Molecule: messenger RNA, 2547 nt
Organism: Acanthochromis polyacanthus (spiny chromis)
Lineage: Eukaryota; Metazoa; Chordata; Actinopteri; Pomacentridae
Gene: hebp2
Product: heme binding protein 2
Exons: 5
Coding region: 237-815 (192 amino acids)
Cellular component (GO): cytoplasm
Source: RefSeq, a predicted model, not a curated record